Caenorhabditis remanei is the source of this 648-nucleotide messenger RNA. RefSeq lists its product as uncharacterized. Bases 1 to 648 code for a protein of 215 amino acids. The transcript is spliced from 4 exons. The record is from RefSeq and is a predicted model, not a curated record. NCBI's taxonomy places the organism in Eukaryota, Metazoa, Nematoda, Chromadorea, Rhabditida, Rhabditidae.
AUGGAGAUACUUGUUGGAAUGCAGACGGAGACGGACGAGAUGAUUCAAUUCCAUCACCCUCAGAACGCAUUGAACGGAGUGUGUUAUAUGGAUCUUGUGAACCAGACCGUUUCAUUUCACUCGGAAUUUGAUCAUUCGAGGCGACACGUGGCAAAAAAAAAAAAACAAAAACUCACUGCAUUCGGAGCAAUAUUUGCUGGUGGAAGAUGCGCCAAAGAUUCUUUGACUGUUGAAAACGAUGAAUUACUUCCAGUUUCAGAUGAUUUCUGUCUUGCAACUGUUGGUUUGACUGCCGUCACUGCUGAAUGUUGUUUCGUCGAACCACUUCUUCUGGAAAUGUAUACAUUUUUUAUUCUCUUCUUUUGCGAGUCUUCAAGUGUUGGUAAUAAUAGUAAAAAAGUUGAAAAAGUGAUGAAAACGGAGGGGACGGAGCAUCUCACGUCGGCUCGCCCAUCGACCAGUGUCCUGCUCGGGUCUUGUGUCGUGUGUAAUGUAGUCAAUGGCUUCUUUGAACUUGCUUCUGUGUUGAUGGUGACGGUGUCGAGCCUGAUCUAUCACAUGGUCAAUGUUCUUCGACGCCACGUCAAGGGUGCCACUACUGGAAAAUACAGAAUCACACCUUGGGAACGGGAAUAUUUUCCAGAUUAA